AUGGUGACGCCGCAGAGAGGGACACUGGGUCCUCGGCCGAAGGGCCCUGAGCCGCGCGGCCGCCCGCCCGUCGGGGCGCUGGGAGCGGGCUCCGCUGGCACGGGCAGCCGGCUCGGUGGGUCUCGGCCGGCGAGCUCCGCGUCCCCCGGGCCCGGCCGCCGGCCGGGAGGAGGAGGGGCCGCGGGCCGGCCGGGCGGGGCGCCCGGCGCCACCACACGCCUUGUCCGCCACGAGAGCCUCUGGGUAGCCAUGCGGCCAGGUUCGGCGGCCCGGGUGCAGGUGUGGGUGGGCGGGCAGCUGUUCGAGGCCGAGCAGAGCCUGCUGGUGGAGCACUGCGGCUUCUUCCGCGGCCUCUUCCGCUCGGGCAUGCGCGAGUGCUACCUGGACGAGGAGGCGGGCGCGUGGCGCACGCUGGCCGCGCUGCCCCCGGAGGCGAGCACGCUGCUGGCCGGCGUGGCCACGCUGGGCAACAAGCUCUACAUCGUGGGGGGCGUGCGCGGGGCCAGCAAGGAGGUGGUGGAGCGGGGCUUCUGCUACGACCCGGAGGGGGGCACGUGGCGAGAGUUCCCCAGCCCGCACCAGCCGCGCUACGACGUGGCGCUGGCCGGCUUCGACGACGGCCUCUACGCCAUCGGCGGCGAGCUCCGCCGGAGCCCCGUGAGCUCCGUGGAGCGCUACGACCCGGCCGCCGGCCGCUGGAGCUUCGUGGCUGACCUCCCGCAGCCGGCCGCUGGCGUGCCCUGUGCCCAGGCGUGCGGCCGCCUCUUCGUGUGCCUCUGGCGCCCGGCUGACACCACGGCCGUGGUAGAGUACGAGGCCCAGACGGACGCCUGGCAGACCGUGGCCGAACUACGGCGCCCGCAGAGCUACGGCCACUGCAUGGUGGCCCACCGCGACAGCCUCUACGUGGUGCGCAACGGGCCUUCCGAUGACUUCCUGCACUGUGCCAUCGACCGCCUCAACCUGGUCACCGGCCAGUGGACGGUGCUGCCCGGCCAGUUCGUGAACAGCAAGGGCGCGCUCUUCACGGCUGUCGUGCGCGGCGAUGUCGUCUAUACGGUCAACCGCAUGGUCACGCUGCUCUACACCAUCGAGGAGGGCACCUGGCGGCUGCUCAGGGAGAAAGCCGGCUUUCCCCGGCCCGGCUCUUUGCAAACCUUCCUCCUGAGGCUGCCUCCCGGUCCCCUGGGACCUGUGGCCGUGACGACACCGGAGCUCUGACCCCAGUCUGCGCGGCCAGCCCCAGCAGCUGCCCCGAACUGACUGCUGACAUUGGGGGCUGAACCCUCCGCUUACUUGCUUUCUGCUAAGAGCAGGUGGGGCACAGUGUCACUGGA
Echinops telfairi (small Madagascar hedgehog) is the source of this 1337-nucleotide messenger RNA. It is a transcript of the gene KBTBD13, whose product is annotated as kelch repeat and BTB domain containing 13. The coding region runs from base 1 to 1221 and encodes 406 amino acids. The record is from RefSeq and is a predicted model, not a curated record. Gene Ontology annotation, molecular function: protein binding. NCBI's taxonomy places the organism in Eukaryota, Metazoa, Chordata, Mammalia, Afrosoricida, Tenrecidae. The transcript has 3 exons.